Lutzomyia longipalpis is the source of this 836-nucleotide messenger RNA. RefSeq names its product prefoldin subunit 3 (gene mgr). The transcript is spliced from 2 exons. Gene Ontology annotation, cellular component: cytoplasm; prefoldin complex. Gene Ontology annotation, biological process: microtubule-based process; protein folding; tubulin complex assembly. Gene Ontology annotation, molecular function: tubulin binding. The coding region runs from base 123 to 701 and encodes 192 amino acids. The record is from RefSeq and is a predicted model, not a curated record. NCBI's taxonomy places the organism in Eukaryota, Metazoa, Arthropoda, Insecta, Diptera, Psychodidae.
UCCUGGAUAAGUUGGAUAAACCUGGAUAGUCGGUCUUCUUUUUUUUUGUUCUCCGAAAACCUCGGGCAAUCUGUUAAAAUUUUGGCAAUUUUCACCAAGUUAAACUUAGUUUGCGUGCUAAAAUGUCCUCGGUAGAGAUGCCUAAACUGCCUGAUAGUCAGAAGACGUACGCAGGAAUCCCGGAAGCUGUAUUUGUUGAGGAUGUGGACACAUUCAUGGCACAAUCUGAGAAUGAGAACAACAGCGACAAGGUUCUGAGGAAAUUGGAUGAGCAACAUGGAAAGUAUAAAUUCAUGGAGCUCAAUAUUGCGACAAAACGACGGAAGCUGAAGCAGCAAAUCCCUGAUUUGGCCAAAUCCCUCGAGAUGAUCAAUAUCCUGAGGAAUCAAUCGGAUGACAUGGAGACGCAGUUCCUUCUGAGUGAGCAGGUCUUUGUGAAGACAACGAUUCAACCGACAAAGACGGUGUGUUUGUGGCUUGGAGCUAACAUUAUGCUGGAGUACCCUCUGGAUGAGGCUGAAGAGCUCUUAAAGCAAAAUAUGGAUUCAGCCAUUGUGAACCUCAAGUGUUUGGAGCACGAUCAGGAUUUCCUUCGUGAUCAGCUGACCACAACGGAGGUGAAUAUGGCACGUGUGUAUAAUUGGGACUUGAAGAGGCGACAAGCAGCAAAAGCAGCCUCCACAACUCCAGCCAGCUCAUAAUCCUCACAAUUUUUUGUCACAAAUCAUCACUCCUCCCCGUGUACACGCCUCCUUGUUGCAGAAUAAUUACCUAAUUAUAUUUUAACGCUUCCCACAGAGCUUCUCAAUAAAUCAUUUUACUAAUCUGCAAAUGAA